AUGAGAUUGUUUAGAAUGUACAGACCGUGUUUUGAUAGAUUGCAUGAGACUCUUGUGCAAAAUUAUGGUUUGACGUCAACAAGGAACAUGAGCUCAGAGGAGUGCUUGGGUAUGUUCUUGUGGAUAGUUGGUGGUCCUCAAUCCGUUAGCCAAGUGGAGAAUCGGUUCAAGCGGUCAAUCGAGGUAAUACACAGGAAAUUCAACCAUGUCCUAGAGUGCUUGAACAAGAUGGUUGUAGAUACUAUUAAGCCAAAAGAUCCGGACUUCAGAGAUGUGCAUGAAAGGCUUCGAGAUUCUAGAUUUUCUCCUCACUUUGAUGAUUGCAUUGGUGCAAUUGAUGGGUCUCAUAUCCCUGUGGUUGUUCCAGCUGAUGGGAUAGUGAACCAUGUUGGUCGGCAUGGGUAUCCAACACAGAAUAUCAUGGCAGUGUGCGACUUUGAUAUGAGAUUCACCUCUGUAGUUGCGGGAUGGCCAGGUUCGGCACAUGACACAAGGAUAUUUAAGGACACUUUGGUGAAGUAUGCAGCCAAGUUUCCACACCCGCCGAAAGGUAGGUACUAUCUUGUUGAUUCGGGUUAUCCAAAUUGUGAGGGGUAUCUAGCUCCAUACAAGUCGACAAAAUACCAUGUGCCAGAAUUUAUCCAUGGUGACCCCCCCCCCCCAAUGACUGCUUCUGAUUCCAUAAAUCAAGAAUCACAGCUGAUUCUCAGGAAUCAGGAUUGA
Messenger RNA from Lolium perenne, 723 nucleotides. NCBI's taxonomy places the organism in Eukaryota, Viridiplantae, Streptophyta, Magnoliopsida, Poales, Poaceae. The record is from RefSeq and is a predicted model, not a curated record.